Molecule: messenger RNA, 443 nt
Organism: Schistosoma bovis
Lineage: Eukaryota; Metazoa; Platyhelminthes; Trematoda; Strigeidida; Schistosomatidae
Source: the annotation of a GenBank genome assembly
AUGACGUCUAAUUGUGUACGACGAGUUCUUUUACCAAUUGAUGGUAGUGAACAUAGUAAAAGAGCAGUGAAUUGGUAUUUGUCAGAAUUUAGUAGACCAGAUGAUUUUGCCUAUUUCUUUCAUGUGGUUGAAGCAAAUUACUCCAAGUCUACUGCAAAUGAGACACAUGAUCAUGGAAAAGAGUUAAAUAUUAAUUUGGAUAAAAAUAUUAAAAUGUAUUCAGAAUUAGGUAAAAUACUUGGUGACAAAUUACAUGAUGAUUUGAAAAAUAGUCAUAUUCAAAUGGAAUAUGUUAUGCAAGUUGGAAGUAAACCAGGUGAGCUAAUAAUUAAUGCAGCUAAAGAACGAUCUGUUGAUGUUAUAUUGAUUGGAAAUCGUGGUUUAGGCGCAUUCAGACGUACAUUUUUAGGUUCUGUUAGUGAGUAUGUAUUACAUCAUUGUAA